Messenger RNA from Hibiscus syriacus, 1054 nucleotides. RefSeq names its product transcription factor MYB16-like. The record is from RefSeq and is a predicted model, not a curated record. The transcript is spliced from 2 exons. Lineage: Eukaryota; Viridiplantae; Streptophyta; Magnoliopsida; Malvales; Malvaceae. The coding region runs from base 28 to 1032 and encodes 334 amino acids.
AAUCCGUUCGGCUUAAAUCCAAAGAACAUGCGGCAGCCUCUGUGUUCCCAGAAGGCAGGGUUGAAGAAAGGGCCAUGGACUCCGGAAGAAGACGAAAAGCUCUCGUCUUAUAUCCGACAACACGGCGACGGAAGCUGGAGUGCCACGCCGGAAAAAGCCGGGCUUCAAAGGUGUGGAAAAAGUUGCAGACUGAGGUGGAUUAACUACUUAAGACCGGACAUCAAAAGAGGGAAGUUCAGUUUGCAGGAAGAACAAACCAUCAUUCAACUCCAUGCCUUCCUUGGAAACAAGUGGUCGGCCAUUGCGGCUCAUUUGCCGAAAAGGACCGACAAUGAGAUCAAGAACUACUGGAACACGAGGUUGAAGAAGAGGUUGGACAAGAUGGGGAUCGAUCCCAUGACUCACAAGCCUAAAGCCGAUGCACUCGGUUCCAGCGGUGAUAACUCCAACCUUAGUCACAUGGCUCAAUGGGAACGUGCUCGGUUAGAAGCCGAGGCUAGAUUGGUCCGACUCCGACAGUCGAGGACGAAGCUCGGUUUCUCCUCGGUUGCUCCACCAGUGAAUAACAAAAACUUUGGUUUUGCUCAUGUGACUAAGCCGCCGUGCCUCGACGUGCUCAAAGCUUGGCAACGUGUAGUAACCGGAUUGUUCACUUCCGACAGCAACCUCCAAUCUCCGAACUCGACGUUGAACUUCACGGAGAACACGUUGCCGGUUUCCGACGUCGGAUUCAACGACGAAUGCUUUGUUGGGAACUCAAUUAACGGGAAAUGUGUGGAUUCAACAAUGGGGUCGAAUGAGAAUGCAUGGUGGGCGGGAAAUGCUGCCAUGGAAUUGGAAGGCUAUUCGGAGGAUACUUUAAUGGUCUGUAAUGCUGCGGAACAUUGUCAGCGGAGUUCGUCGAUGCAGGCUACAGAAAACUUCGAUGUCGGGACAAGUUAUGCUAAUGGUUUCGGAGAAGACAAGGAUUACUGGGACAACAUCCUUGAUGAUCUGCCAAAUGAUUCACCAUCUCAUUUAUCUACAUUUUGAAAUAAAUUGUUAAGAAUCCAAC